Messenger RNA from Ostrea edulis (European flat oyster), 1476 nucleotides. Its product is annotated as variant-silencing SET domain-containing protein-like. The record is from RefSeq and is a predicted model, not a curated record. The transcript is spliced from 3 exons. NCBI's taxonomy places the organism in Eukaryota, Metazoa, Mollusca, Bivalvia, Ostreida, Ostreidae. Bases 1 to 1476 code for a protein of 491 amino acids.
AUGGUAGGGGAUCUUAAGCUCCUCAUAGACUCCAACCCUAUUAACAAUGCCGUGCACAGAGACUCCAACCCUAUUAACAAUGCCGUGCACAGAGACUCCAACCCUAUUAACAAUGCCGUGCACAGAGACUCCAACCCUAUUAACAAUGCCGUGCACAGAGACUCCAACCCUAUUAACAAUGCCGUGCACAGAGACUCCAACCCUAUUAACAAUGCCGUGCACAGAGACUCCAACCCUAUUAACAAUGCCGUGCACAGAGACUCCAACCCUAUUAACAAUGCCGUGCACAGAGACUCCAACCCUAUUAACAAUGCCGUGCACAGAGACUCCAACCCUAUUAACAAUGCCGUGCACAGAGACCCCAACCCUAUUAACAAUGCCGUGCACAGAGACCCCAACUCUAUUAACAAUGCCGUGCACAGAGACCCCAACCCUAUUAACAAUGCCGUGCACAGAGACCCCAACCCUAUUAACAAUGCCGUGCACAGAGACCCCAACCCUAUUAACAAUGCCGUGCACAGAGACCCCAACCCUAUUAACAAUGCCGUGCACAGAGACUCCAACCCUAUUAACAAUGCCGUGCACAGAUACCCCAACCCUAUUAACAAUGCCGUGCACAGAGACCCCAACCCUAUUAACAAUGCCGUGCACAGAGACCCCAACCCUAUUAACAAUGCCGUGCACAGAGACCCCAACCCUAUUAACAAUGCCGUGCACAGAGACCCCAACCCUAUUAACAAUGCCGUGCACAGAGACCCCAACCCUAUUAACAAUGCCGUGCACAGAGACCCCAACCCUAUUAACAAUGCCGUGCACAGAGACCCCAACCCUAUUAACAAUGCCGUGCACAGAGACCCCAACCCUAUUAACAAUGCCGUGCACAGAGACUCCAACCCUAUUAACAAUGCCGUGCACAGAGACUCCAACCCUAUUAACAAUGCCGUGCACAGAGACUCCAACCCUAUUAACAAUGCCGUGCAAAGAGACUCCAACCCUAUUAACAAUGCCGUGCACAGAGACUCCAGCCCUAUUAACAAUGCCGUGCACAGAGACUCCAACCCUAUUAACAAUGCCGUGCACAGAGACCCCAACCCUAUUAACAAUGCCGUGCACAGAGACCCCAACCCUAUUAACAAUGCCGUGCACAGAGACCCCAACCCUAUUAACAAUGCCGUGCACAGAGACCCCAACCCUAUUAACAAUGCCGUGCACAGAGACUUCAACCCUAUUAACAAUGCCGUGCACAGAGACCCCAACCCUAUUAACAAUGCCGUGCACAGAGACCCCAACCCUAUUAACAAUGCCGUGCACAGAGACCCCAACCCUAUUAACAAUGCCGUGCACAGAGACCCCAACCCUAUUAACAAUGCCGUGCACAGAGACUCCAACCCUAUUAACAAUGUCGUGCGUAAACGAACCAAGAUUCUGCCUUGCAUUGUCAGAAAACCGGUGAUUGUGCCCUGGUACACAGUAUGA